AGUUCAACCUCUUGCUGCUGCUUCAUUAUACUGUGAUAACAAAGCUGCCAUUCACAUCGCCUCCAAUCCUGUUUUUCACGAACGUGCUAAAUAUAUAGAGAUUGACUGCAUUUUGUUCGUGAUAAAAUACAAGCUGGUUUCAUCCGUACCUUUCAUGUCCCUUCAAAAACUCAACUUGUUGACUGUUUUACAAAACAUCUCGGUUUCCCUCUGUUUUCUGCCCUAUUGUCUAAGCAGGGCAUCAUUGAUAUUCAUGCUCUAGCUUGAGGGGAGUGUAUUAGAGAUUAGAUAAUUUUAAUUUUCCCGCUCAUUUUUUCUCUGUAUAUAUAAAAAGACGUGUAAUUUUUCAUUAGUUGAAUGAAUACAAGAAGAUUUCCCUUCCUUCUUUACGCAGUUGGUAGUUACUAACACAACUUGGAAAUUGUAACGUCUUUGAAAUCCUGAGAUCUUAGCUGCAGAAAUUUGAAAAUCGGGUUUUUUUUAGGCCACAGGCUCACAAUUAUGACGAAUUAUGACAGGGUUGGGCUUAUACUACAUGUUUUUCCUUUGUUUGCCAAUCAAGCCAUAUGGUGCUGUGUAGUGCCAACUAUACUCUUGGAGAAACACUUAUAUUUUCAGUGUACUAACGGUUUCAGCCUGUUCAAUUUUAUUCAAGCAUGAGACUAGGAGAGCCUACAAACUGUUCUGUGAAAUGCCUCAAUGGGCGAAAUAUAUUGAAUAAUAGCAGUGGACUCACACACCUCUGCCUUUGGCAUUUACAUGUAUAUAUACACAGAACCAUAACAAUCUUUCCUUCUAGACUAGUGACACGUGUAUCGAUGUAGUACAUUUCUGUUACAAGAAUAUUCCAUUCUUCUUUUCUGAUGCAUGCAUUUGCUGAGUGCUCCUGAGGCAUUUUCCGUGUGCCAUGUCCUUCAUUGCAGAAUAUUUGGCGCCUCUGCUCUGGUGUUUGUGCUGAGUGCUUCUGAAGCUUUUGCCAUUGGCUUGGUAAACUGGUUAUUUGUAUAUGAGAGUAACAGAUAUGGAUGCGGUAGCCAAAGAGCCCCAAAAUGGACAGCACAGUAGAUUCUCUGAACAAUGCAUAUCAGGAGUUUGUGGUUGCAGCAGCUAAUGUGCUUGAAGCCGAGGAGAUUUCUGGUGCCCAGAAAACAGCAGCCACAGAUGCUGCUCUAGAAAAUUUUAAGCAGAGGUGGGAUUUGUUCAGAGUUGCUUGUGACCAAGCGGACGAGUUCAUGGAGUCUGUGAAGCAAAGGAUUGGAUCAGAGUGCCUUGUGGAUGAAGCAACUGGCUCACUGGCUCGGAAGCCAGGGCAGUCUGCCAAUACUGGUCUCCCACGCAUUAGUGCAGUACAGUUGGAACAGACGAGUAAGAUUGUUCGAUGGCUUGUGAUUGAACUACAACAUGGUUCUGGAACUGGUGCUUCCCAUUCCCACCCUUCAGCUCCUUUUGAUGCUAGGUUUUCUGAAGAUGCAGCUCAAUAGGUAUAUAUUGUAUAUCGUGACAAAUUAAGACAUGUUGUUCUUGUUUGAAAACGAACACAGUUCUUGUUUCAUCAUUGGAGGCAUCUGUGAUAUUGCCAGUGCCAUGAAUAAGAU
Juglans regia (Persian walnut) is the source of this 1595-nucleotide messenger RNA. RefSeq names its product mediator of RNA polymerase II transcription subunit 32-like. The transcript has 2 exons. NCBI's taxonomy places the organism in Eukaryota, Viridiplantae, Streptophyta, Magnoliopsida, Fagales, Juglandaceae. The record is from RefSeq and is a predicted model, not a curated record. Gene Ontology annotation, cellular component: mediator complex. Bases 1050 to 1481 code for a protein of 143 amino acids. Gene Ontology annotation, biological process: leaf senescence; root development; regulation of DNA-templated transcription.